Messenger RNA from Cricetulus griseus (Chinese hamster), 3600 nucleotides. NCBI's taxonomy places the organism in Eukaryota, Metazoa, Chordata, Mammalia, Rodentia, Cricetidae. The record is from RefSeq and is a predicted model, not a curated record.
GCCAUGCCACAAAGUCAUUCCCCUCUUCCCCCAGCAAGGGGGGGGCCUGCCCCAGUCGGGCCAAAAUGUCAGUGACUGGGGCAGGAAAGUCGCCCCCCUCGGUGCAGAGUCUGGCCAUGAGGCUGCUGAGCAUGCCCGGGGCCCAGGGAGCUGCAACUGCUGGGCCCGAACCCCCUCCGGCAACCACUACCGGCCAGGAGGGGCAGCCCAAAGUACACCGAGCCCGGAAAACCAUGUCCAAACCCGGCAGCGGACAGCCUCCGGUCCCCGAGAAGCGCCCCCCUGAAGUACAGCAUUUCCGCAUGAGUGAUGACAUGCACUCACUGGGGAAGGUCACCUCAGAUGCGGCCAAAAGGAGGAAGCUGAACUCUGGCAGCCUGGUGAGCUGGAGAGGAAGACCUGGGGGGGGGGGUGGGGGGGGGUGGGCCAGAUCAGGAGAUGUGACCCUGGAGAAAGGAGAGCCCAGGCCCCUGGAGGAGUGGGAGGCAGUGGUGGGUGACGGCUUCAGCCUCUACUAUGACUCAUACUCUGUGGAUGAGCGAGUGGACUCUGACAGCAAGUCUGAAGUUGAAGCUUUAGCUGAGCCAUUGAGUGAAGAGGAGGAGGAAGAGGAGGAGGAGGAAGAAGAGGAGGAGGAAGAGGAGGAGGAGGAGGAGGAGGAGGAAGAAGAGGAGGAGGAAGAGGAGGAGGAGGAGGAGGAGGAGGAUGAGGAGUCAGGCAAUCAGUCGGACAGGAGUGGCUCUAGUGGCCGACGCAAGGCCAAGAAGAAAUGGCGGAAAGACAGCCCGUGGGUGAAACCAUCCAGGAAAAGGAGGAAGCGAGAGCCUCCCAGGACCAAAGAGCCAAGAGGAGUGAAUGGUGUGGGCUCCACAGGGCCCAGUGAGUACAUGGAGGUCCCUCUGGGGUCCCUGGAGCUGCCCAGCGAGGGGACCCUCUCCCCCAACCACGCUGGGGUAUCCAAUGACACGUCCUCACUGGAGACAGAGCGUGGGUUUGACGAGCUGCCCCUCUGCAGCUGCCGUAUGGAGGCACCCAAGAUAGACCGCAUUAGUGAGAGAGCCGGGCACAAGUGCAUGGCCACCGAGAGUGUGGAUGGAGAGCUGUCGGGUUGCAACGCCGCCAUCCUCAAGCGUGAGACCAUGCGGCCUUCCAGCCGAGUGGCCCUGAUGGUACUCUGUGAGGCCCAUCGUGCCCGCAUGGUCAAGCACCAUUGCUGCCCAGGCUGUGGCUACUUCUGCACAGCAGGUACCUUCCUGGAAUGCCACCCUGACUUCCGUGUAGCCCACCGCUUCCAUAAGGCCUGUGUGUCCCAGCUCAAUGGCAUGGUCUUCUGUCCCCACUGUGGAGAGGAUGCUUCAGAGGCCCAGGAGGUGACCAUUCCCCGGGGCGAUGGGGGAACCCCUCCAGCUGGCACUGCAGCUCCUGCCCCGCUACCCCUGGCACAGGACGCCCCAGGGCGAGCAGAUACCUCCCAGCCCAGCCAAUGAAUGCGAGGGCAUGGAGAGCCCCGGCGCCCGCCCUGCGACCCCCUGACAGACACCAUCGACAGCUCAGGACCUUCGCUAACCCUGCCUAACGGGAGCUGCCUCUCAGCUGUGGGUCUUCCCCCAGGGCCAGGCCGGGAAGCCCUGGAGAAGGCCUUGGUCAUUCAGGAGUCAGAGAGGCGGAAGAAACUUCGUUUUCACCCACGCCAACUCUACGUGUCUGUGAAGCAGGGAGAGCUGCAGAAGGUGAUCCUCAUGCUGCUAGACAACCUGGACCCCAACGUCCAGAACGACCAGCAGAGCAAACGCACACCCCUGCAUGCAGCUGCACAGAAGGGGUUCGUGGAGAUCUGUCACGUGCUGCUGCAGGCAGGAGCCAAUAUCAACGCCGUGGAUAAGCAGCAGCGUACACCACUGAUGGAGGCCGUGGUGCACAACCGCCUGGAGGUGGCGCGUUACAUGGUGCAGCUUGGUGGCUGUGUCUACAGCAAGGAAGAGGAUGGCUCCACCUGUCUCCAUCAUGCAGCCAAAAUGGGGAACUUGGAGAUGGUUAGCCUGCUGCUGAGCACCGGACAAGUGGACGUCAAUGCACAGGACAGCGGGGGCUGGACGCCCAUCAUCUGGGCAGCUGAGCACAAGCACAUAGACGUGAUCCGAAUGUUGCUGACCCGGGGUGCCGACGUAACCCUGACUGACAACGAAGAGAACAUCUGCCUUCACUGGGCCUCCUUCACGGGGAGCGCCGCCAUUGCUGAGGUCCUCCUGAAUGCCCGGUGCGACCUCCAUGCUGUCAACUACCACGGGGACACACCCCUCCACAUCGCUGCCAGGGAGAGCUACCACGACUGCGUUCUGUUGUUCCUGUCUCGUGGAGCCAACCCUGAGCUUCGGAACAAGGAAGGGGACACAGCUUGGGAUCUGACCCCAGAGCGGUCCGAUGUGUGGUUUGCACUGCAACUCAAUCGAAAGCUCAGGCUCGGGGUAGGAAACCGAGCUGUGCGCACCGAAAAGAUCAUCUGCCGGGAUGUGGCUAGAGGCUACGAGAACGUGCCCAUCCCCUGUGUCAAUGGCGUGGAUGGGGAGCCCUGCCCCGAGGAUUAUAAAUACAUCUCCGAGAACUGUGAGACAUCCACCAUGAACAUCGACCGGAAUAUCACUCACCUGCAGCACUGCACGUGUGCGGACGACUGCUCCAGCUCUAACUGUCUGUGUGGCCAGCUCAGCAUCCGAUGCUGGUAUGACAAGGACGGGCGGCUGCUUCAGGAAUUUAACAAGAUCGAACCCCCCCUGAUCUUUGAGUGUAACCAGGCAUGCUCCUGCUGGAGAAGCUGCAAGAACCGCGUGGUGCAGAGCGGCAUCAAGGUGCGGCUGCAGCUCUACCGUACAGCCAAGAUGGGCUGGGGGGUCCGUGCCCUGCAGACCAUUCCCCAGGGCACGUUCAUCUGCGAGUACGUUGGAGAACUGAUUUCUGAUGCCGAGGCCGACGUGAGAGAAGACGACUCUUACCUCUUCGAUUUGGACAACAAGGAUGGAGAGGUUUACUGCAUCGAUGCCCGUUACUAUGGCAACAUCAGCCGCUUCAUCAACCACCUGUGUGACCCCAACAUCAUCCCUGUCCGGGUCUUCAUGCUGCACCAAGAUUUGCGGUUUCCUCGCAUUGCCUUCUUCAGUUCCAGGGACAUCAGGACUGGAGAGGAGCUGGGGUUUGACUACGGUGACCGAUUCUGGGACAUUAAGAGCAAGUACUUCACCUGCCAGUGUGGCUCCGAGAAGUGCAAGCACUCUGCGGAGGCCAUCGCCCUGGAGCAGAGUCGCCUGGCUCGACUGGACCCCCACCCCGAGCUGCUGCCUGAACUCAGCGCCUUGCCCCCCAUAAACACCUGAGGACUCAAGAUCCAGGCCAGGGCACUGCCCUUCAGACAUUCCUCCCUCAGAGACUCCAGUCAGUCAGGCCUGGAGGGUGGACAGCCCCUCUCCCAGAGCUGGUUUCUCACUGGGAGUGUCACUUCGGGGCUGGCCAUGCUCCACUGAGCCAGGCCUCAGUUUGCUGAGUUGAAAUUGGGCCUCUGCCAACUGAUUUUCUGUGUUCUCAAUAAAUGUUGGGUUUGGUAAUAAA